Messenger RNA from Carassius auratus (goldfish), 2761 nucleotides. RefSeq names its product extracellular calcium-sensing receptor-like. The record is from RefSeq and is a predicted model, not a curated record. Gene Ontology annotation, molecular function: G protein-coupled receptor activity. Gene Ontology annotation, cellular component: plasma membrane. The transcript is spliced from 8 exons. Lineage: Eukaryota; Metazoa; Chordata; Actinopteri; Cypriniformes; Cyprinidae. Gene Ontology annotation, biological process: G protein-coupled receptor signaling pathway. Bases 81 to 2690 code for a protein of 869 amino acids.
GUCUCAGUGACAAGCGUCAGCAUCCUACUUUCUUCAGGACCAUCCCCAGCGAUCACCAUCAAGCGGCAGCACUGGCACGGAUGGUCAAGCACUUCGGAUGGACGUGGAUCGGUGCUGUGUGCAGUGAUUCAGACUAUGGGAACAAUGGCAUGGCAUCAUUCCUGAAAGCUGCAGAGCAGGAGGGAAUCUGUGUGGAAUAUUCCGAGGCCUACUACAGGACUCAGCCACGCAGCAAACUGAAAAGAGUGGCGGAUGUUAUUCGCAAGUCAUCGGCUCGUGUUAUAGUUGCCUUCGUGGCAGCAGGUGAUAUGAGAUUUAUCUUAGAAGAACUGAGCCAGCAGCCUCCUCCCCCGUUACAGUGGAUUGGGAGCGAGGCAUGGGUUACAGACCCACAAAUGCUGCGGUUUAAUUUGUGUAUCGGUGCUGUGGGUUUUGCAAUACCGAGGUCUGUUAUCCCGGGUUUUCGUAAUUUUCUACUUGACCUGUCUCCAAAACAAGCGCUAAAAUUUCCCCUGCUGACAGAAUUCUGGGAAAGCUCAUUCAGCUGUAGACUAAAACGACAGACAGGUUCUUCUGCUGAUAUGCCAGCUUGUGAUGGCACGGAGGAACUGCGCGCUUUACAGAACCCGUACACAGACACGUCCCAGUUGCGCGUCACUAACAUGGUGUACAAAGCCACAUAUGCUAUAGCUCAUGCCCUCCACGGCAUUAUCUGUAACAAAAAGCAGUGCGACAAAAACAUCAAAGUUGAGCCCAGACAGGUUUUUGAUCAGCUCAAAAGAGUGAAUUUCACUAAAAAUAAUUAUUCGGUCUCAUUUGACACCAAUGGAGACCCUGUGGCCACAUAUGAACUUGUGAAUUGGCAGCUUCAGGGAGACGGUUCAGUUGAUUUUGUGACAGUGGGUCAAUAUGAUGCAUCCAAGCCCAAAGGCCAAGAAUUCAGUCUGAGCAAAUCUAUCAUUUGGUAUGAUGGCAGUGAAGAGGUGCCUGUGUCUGUAUGCAGUGAGAGCUGUCCUCCAGGUACAAGGAAGGCUGUGAGAAAAGGAAGACCUAUCUGCUGUUAUGACUGUAUUAACUGCGCAGAUGGAGAGUUCAGCAAUGAGACAGCUUCAAUCCUCAGACCACAUACUUGUCAGCGUCAGGGACGCUUCAGGCUGAACGGAGUGUACCAGGAUGGAGAUGUUAUACUUGGAGGCCUGUUUGACGUUCACUUAUUCACAGUGUUCCCAGAGCUCAGCUUUAGAACAGAGCCAGAUCCACCAUACUGUGAAAAAUUUAAUAUGGAAAGCUUCCAGCAUGCACAGACCAUGGUUUUUGCUAUAGAUGAGAUCAAUAAGAAUCCAAACCUGCUGCCUAAUAUUACUCUUGGAUACCAUCUUUAUGACAACUGUUUGAUGCUAGGAAUGGCAUUCCGGGCUGCCAUAUCCCUUGCUAGUGGGACAGAGGAGUCAUUCUCCAACCUCAACUGCACUGGCCCUCCUCCGGUCAUUGGGAUUGUGGGGGAUCCAAGUUCAACUCCAUCCAUUGCAAUUUCCAGUGUUCUGGGGUUGUUCCGUGUACCUAUAAUAAGUCACUACUCCACCUGCUCCUGUUUGAGUGACAAAACAAAGUACCCCUCUUUCUUCAGAACAAUCCCCAGUGAUGCCUUCCAGCCCCCACCAUCUGUGUGCAGUGAGAGCUGUCCCCCAGGAACCAGACAAGCCACAAGGAAGGGCCUUCCUGUCUGCUGUUUUGACUGCAUGCCAUGUGGAGAUGGAGAUAUUUCUAAUAAAACAGAUGCUAUUGAGUGCACAGUGUGUCCAGAUGAGUUCUGGUCCAAUCCAGAAAAGGAUCAGUGUGUCCCUAAAGUAGUUGAGUUUCUGUCCUAUGAGGAUCCUCUGAGCAUCUCUCUGACCACUGCUUCCCUGCUUGGCACCUGCUUCUGUGCUGUUGUGAUGGUCAUCUUCUAUCAUCACCAUAACACUCCAAUUGUACGUGCAAACAAUUCAGAGCUCAGUUUCCUGCUGCUGUUUUCACUCAAAAUGUGUUUCCUGUGUGUACUACUGUUCAUUGGCCAACCACAGCUGUGGACAUGUCAGUUUAGACAUGCUGUGUUUGGCAUAAGCUUUGUCCUGUGCAUUUCCAGCAUUCUGGUCAAGACUAUGGUGGUAAUAGCUGUGUUUAAGUCAUCUCCACCACAGGGCAAAAGUGCAAUGAAAAGGUUUGGAUCAGCUCAACAAAGAUGCACAGUUCUGCUCCUAACAGCACUUCAGGUUGUGAUAUGUGCAGUCUGGUUAUCAACUGCCUCUCCAACACCACAUAAAAACAACCAGUAUAUCCGCUCUAAAAUAGUAUAUGAAUGUACUAUUGGCUCAGUGGCUGGUUUUUCUGUGCUGCUGGGAUACAUUGGCCUGUUAGCAGCAGUAAGUUUCCUGUUAGCCUUUCUAGUGAGAAAUCUUCCAGAUAAUUUUAAUGAAGCAAAGUUCAUCACAUUUAGCAUGUUGAUCUUCUGUGCUGUGUGGAUUGCAUUUGUUCCAGCAUAUGUGAGCUCUCCAGGGAAAUAUGCAGUGGCUGUGGAGAUUUUUGCCAUUCUAGCUUCUAGUUUUGGAUUACUGGUGGCAAUAUUUGCCCCAAAGUGCUAUAUUAUCCUUGUUCAUCCAGAGAGAAACACUAAAAAAGCCAUCAUGGGUAAAGACAAACUAAAUAAAUAGAUUUACAUCACUGUGGUGUAAAAUUGUGAAGUCUGAUUUGGCUUUAUUGUUUUCGGUUUCAACUCUGUAUA